Anthostomella pinea is the source of this 1611-nucleotide messenger RNA. Lineage: Eukaryota; Fungi; Ascomycota; Sordariomycetes; Xylariales; Xylariaceae. The record is from the annotation of a GenBank genome assembly.
AUGCCUCUGGUCCGGAACCCGAUUCUGCCGGGGUUCAACCCGGACCCGUCGAUCCUUCGGGUCGGCCAUGACUAUUACAUUGCUACGUCUACGUUUGAAUGGUACCCCGGGGUCCAGAUCCACCAUUCCCGAGACCUGGCGAACUGGGAGCUGGUCACACGCCCGCUGAGCCGCAAGAGCCAGCUGGACAUGCGCGGCGAUCCGGACAGCUGCGGCGUCUGGGCCCCGUGUCUGACGCACGAUGGCGACCGCUUCUGGCUGGUCUACACCGACGUUAAGCGUAAGGACGGCUCCUUCAAGGACACGCCCAACUACAUCAUCAGCUCGCCGUCGAUAGAGGGCCCGUGGUCCGACCCUGUGUACGCCAACUCGUCGGGCUUCGACCCGUCACUGUUCCACGAUGACGACGGCAAGAAGUGGUUCGUCAACAUGUUGCAGGACCACCGCCGCCGACCGCGCGCCUUUGCCGGUAUCGUGUUGCAGGAGUUUGACGCGUCUGCUGGUAAGCUCGUCGGUCCGAGGAAGAACAUAUUCCGCGGCACCGAGCUGAACCUCGUCGAGGGCCCGCACCUGUACAAGCGCAACGGGUGGUACUAUCUGCUGACGGCCGAGGGCGGCACCGCCUACGACCACGCCUGCACCCUGGCGCGCAGUCGCGACAUAUGGGGGCCAUACGAGCUGCACCCGCAGAAGUACAUCUUGACCUCCAAAGAUGCCCCGUUUGCCGCGUUGCAAAGAGCUGGCCACGGCGAUGCGGUCGAUACCCCCGACGGCAAGACGUACUUGGUGCACCUGACUGGCCGUCCCACGACACAGGAGCGCCGCUGCGUGCUCGGUCGCGAGACUGCGAUACAGGAGGCCUUCUGGCAGGACGAUUGGCUGUUCGUGAAAGAUGGGCCGGUGCCCUCCCUGUUCGUCGAGGUGCCGGGCACUCGAGACGACAGUGUCUACUGGGCCGAGCGGCGGUACACCUUCGACCAAGAGCUGCACAAGGACUUCCAGUGGCUCAGGACACCCGAGCCCGAGCGGAUAUUCACCGUCGAGGGCGGCAAGCUCACGCUAUUCGGGCGCGAGUCUAUAGGCUCCUGGUUCGAGCAGGCCCUGGUCGCCAGGCGGCAGACGCACUUUUCGUACGACGCCGAAACCCUCAUCGACUUCUCUCCCGAGGACGAGAGACAAUUUGCCGGGCUCACGGCGUAUUACAGCCGGUACAACUUCUUCUAUCUCACCGUGACCGCCCACUCGGACCGGCAGCGGGAGCUGCUCAUCAUGACGUCGGAAUCGUCGUGGCCCGAGGGCAGGCUCGGGAUGCCGUUCGCCGAGCCAGUCCAAAUCCCGAAUGAUGGAAAGGUCAAGCUUGCGCUGACGAUCCGCGGCCGGCAGCUGCAGUUCCUCUACGCACUGGAGGGCCGUGAGCUCGAGAAUAUUGGGCCGAUAUUCGACGCUUCGAUUGUCUCGGACGAAUGCGGUGGACAUCAAGCACACGGAAGCUUCACGGGGGCGUUUGUGGGGAUGGCGUGCUCCGACCUGAACGGAACUGUGCUGCCAGCUCGCUUCGACUGCUUCCUCUACCGUCCUGUACAGCACGGGACGGAUCGAUACGAGAUCUGA